AAAGGGCUUGAAUGAAGGGUGUGGAUUAAGUGAGUCGUAAACCACCAGGGGAUCCCGUCUCCCCACAAACCAGCAUCUCUCCGAGGAGGAGGGGGAAGAGGAGGAGACGAGGAGCCCAGCACCAGGUCUCGCCCGCGCGCUCAGCGGCGGGGCGAGGCCGGGCCACCACCCCCUUCCUGGCCAUGCACCGCCUCGCCCGCGGCGGCUCCAGGCACCACGCUCUCCGCCCGGGCUGUGCCCGCUGUUGCGGCGACAAGCUCCUGCAGCCUCCAACACCAUCCGUCAAGGAGAAGAGCCCGCCCAGCCCCACGAUUUCCUUCUCCGCGGGGACAAGCCGCCCAGCAGCCCGCGCCGCUCCCUGGUCAACUUUGAGCAAGAAAAGAAGCAACUUUGCAGUGGUCGCAGGUUUCGAAUCCCUCGGAAGCACUAGCCUCGUUAGUGGCUUGGGUUAGGUGGGGCAAGAAUUUUCCCCGGGCGCAUCAGCUCUGUGUCUGGCUAUUUGCAACCUGUUUCCAGCGCGCCGGUUGCAGGAUUGUGACUGCCAGUCGUCUAGGGAGAGAGGGGCCUUGUUUUUCCUUCCCUCCAGAGACCUUGGCUUGCAACUGAAUAAAGCAGUAUCGAAAGGAUGUAAAUAGGCAGAGCAACUGUAACCAAGAAGGCAAUCACCCCACGGCUGGGAGGAGCGUGGAGAUCCAUCUGGGCUUUCUCAAUAGCAACAUUAAUCAACUGUCAGGUGUUGGUCGCAACUUUACAAGGUCAGUCACGCAGAGCAACGGUUUCCCUCUAUAAACCUUUGGGGUACACAGCGUUGGAUUGGAUUUCGCUGAAGAAACGGACAGGACGCCAAACGAGGAAGCAUUGUAGGGGGUAUUGUGACCCCAAGACCCAUCCCCCACAUCCCCAUUUCCCUGUAAUCUCUGGGCCCCCGCUGCCUGGGCGGGGGUGAGUAUGUGACAUGUGUCUAACUCUCAACAGCAACUUAGGCAGCAGGUGUCGGUCCUAAGCAGGAGCCGCAGCUGCCUGGUGCGCCCACGCCGAGCCAUGCUGGUCCGGAGAGCGCCUCUAGCCCGCACCUCGCGGCUGCUGCUUCUGCUACUGCUCAAGGUUUCUGCAGCUCUUUCGCUCGGGGCCGCUCCAGCGCCCAGGAACCAAACUUCUCUCGGAGAGAGCUACUCACCUACACUGACCCAGCGCCGCAGCAGGGACGCUUGGGGGCCGGGAAAUUCUGCAAGGAAUGUUCUGCGAAGCCGUGCGCCCAAGGAGAGGGAGCAGGAGGCACCGGUGCGCGUGGCACCCUCCUGGGAUCUGCCGGCAGCCCCCGGCGGUGACCCAGGUGCGGGCAGAGUGGCGUCGGCGACAGUGCCCUCGGGACCCCCAGCCAGGCUGUCUGGCUCCUGGAGGUGGAAAGCUGCCCGGAGCCAGGAGCCUCCUGGAGCUUUGGGGAAGGGGCAACUGACAGCCCUCCAACUCUUCCUUCAGAACUCAGAGGAGGAAGAGAAGGGUCCCAGAGGCUCUGGCAUUUCCGGGCGCAGCCAGGAGCAGAGUGUGAAGACGGAAGCCGGAACCAGCGGGCUCUUUUACCGGCCAAGGAGAGCCGGGAAACUCCAGGGCUCCCACCACGAGCCCCCUCCCAAGCCCGUCAGUGGACUGGUGGUGCACGAAGGGCGGACGCUUGCACCCCUAGGCAGGGCGCUGGCGCAGAAUGGGUCCUUGGGCGAAGGGAUUCAGGACCGCGGCGGUCCCCGCCGAGGUAACAGCACCAGCCGGCGGGUGCGGCUCAAGAAUCCCUUCUACCCACUGACCCAGGAGUCUUACGGAUCCUACGCGGUCAUGUGUUUGUCGGUGGUGAUCUUCGGGACAGGCAUCAUUGGCAACCUGGCUGUGAUGUGUAUCGUGUGUCACAACUACUACAUGCGGAGCAUCUCCAACUCCCUCUUGGCCAACCUGGCCUUCUGGGACUUUCUCAUCAUCUUCUUCUGCCUUCCGCUCGUCAUCUUCCACGAGCUGACCAAGAAGUGGCUGCUGGAGGACUUCUCCUGCAAGAUUGUGCCCUAUAUCGAGGUCACUUCUCUUGGAGUCACUACUUUCACCUUAUGUGCUCUGUGUAUAGACCGUUUCCGCGCUGCCACUAAUGUACAGAUGUACUAUGAGAUGAUUGAAAACUGUUCUUCAACAACUGCCAAACUUGCCGUUAUAUGGGUUGGUGCUUUGUUGUUAGCACUUCCAGAAGUUGUCCUCCGCCAGCUGAGCAAGGAGGAGUUGGGGUUUAGUGGCCAAGCUCCUGCAGAACGGUGUGUUAUAAAGAUCUCUCCUGAUUUACCAGACACCAUCUAUGUUUUAGCCCUCACCUAUGACAGUGCACGACUCUGGUGGUAUUUUGGCUGUUACUUUUGCUUGCCCACACUUUUUACCAUCACCUGCUCUUUAGUGACUGCAAGGAAAAUCCGCAAAGCAGAGAAAGCCUGUACCCGAGGAAAUAAGCGGCAGAUUCAGCUGGAAAGCCAGAUGAACUGUACAGUAGUGGCUUUGACCAUUUUGUAUGGAUUUUGCAUCAUUCCUGAAAAUAUCUGCAACAUCGUUACUGCCUAUAUGGCUACAGGGGUUUCACAGCAGACCAUGGACCUUCUAAACAUCAUUAGCCAGUUUCUUUUGUUCUUUAAAUCCUGUGUCACCCCAGUCCUCCUCUUCUGUCUUUGCAAACCCUUCAGUCGGGCCUUUAUGGAGUGUUGCUGCUGCUGCUGUGAGGAGUGUAUUCAGAAGUCUUCAACAGUGACCAGUGAUGACAAUGACAACGAAUACACCACAGAACUCGAACUCUCACCCUUCAGCACCAUACGGCGUGAAAUGUCCACUUUUGCUUCUGUUGGAACUCACUGCUGAAGGACAGCAUUUGGUUUGGUUAGAUUUAUUUGUUUAAUUUUAAUAUCUUUGUGAAAGGUUUUACUUCCUAUUUUUCCUUACAGGGAAAAAUAAAAGAAAAAAAAAGGAAACUAACUAUAGAACUGAAUUUUGCAAAUUAAUAUCUGUGCUUUGAAAAAAAAAUGUUUAUAUUUAGUUAUUUAAGAAGCAUAAGGAGGCUGAUAGUUGUAGAUCACUUUACCUGGUACGGUGCUAAUAUUUUAUUUUAAAAAGUUUACUGCACCUUAACUUAAUUAACUGCUAGUUUUCUUUCUUUCUCUCUAAAAUAAAAUCAUUGUAUAUUAAUUAUAGUCAUGUGGUUUUGGAGGUUAUUUUAUAUUUCAGUUGUGUUUGAAAGUAUAUUGUGUAUGGUAUCGUGAGAUGAUUUGUAGUUAGAAUCACUUACAAAGUAGUACCAAAUAAAUUACACUUUAUUCUUUAAUGUCAUUGUCAAUCUACUUUUAACCAAGAUUCAAUAAAUCUUUUAAUUGCC
Molecule: messenger RNA, 3391 nt
Organism: Choloepus didactylus (southern two-toed sloth)
Lineage: Eukaryota; Metazoa; Chordata; Mammalia; Pilosa; Megalonychidae
Gene: GPR37
Product: G protein-coupled receptor 37
Exons: 2
Coding region: 1042-2880 (612 amino acids)
Biological process (GO): positive regulation of MAPK cascade; adenylate cyclase-inhibiting G protein-coupled receptor signaling pathway
Cellular component (GO): plasma membrane; signaling receptor complex
Molecular function (GO): prosaposin receptor activity; G protein-coupled peptide receptor activity
Source: RefSeq, a predicted model, not a curated record